Molecule: messenger RNA, 2647 nt
Organism: Grus americana (Whooping crane)
Lineage: Eukaryota; Metazoa; Chordata; Aves; Gruiformes; Gruidae
Gene: FAM184B
Product: family with sequence similarity 184 member B
Exons: 11
Coding region: 205-2400 (731 amino acids)
Source: RefSeq, a predicted model, not a curated record
UGUUCUCUGCCUCCUCGCCUGGGUGUUUUUCUGAAGGAUUGGGACAUCUGCACAGAAGGCAGAGCGGCGGCGGCUGGAGCUUGCCCUGUUUGGGGCUGAACUUCCUCCAGCGCUAUGGGGGUUUGAGUGCGUGCAGCGCGCCGGGGGAGGCUAGCAGCAAGGACAGAAUCGCACACAGACAGACUUGCUUAAAAUUCAAGCCUAAUGGCCUCUGGCAUAAACAAGAUUCAUCAUCCCAGGACUUGCAGUGGAUCUAAAGCCGCUCGCAGCAGCUCGGCAGAGGAAUGCAAUCAGGAAAUGCACGUGAAAAUGUGCAAGAAGAUUGCCCAGCUCACUAAGGUGAUAUAUGCCCUGAACACUAAGAAUGAUGAACAUGAGGCUAGUAUACAGGCUCUGAGAGAGGCUCAUGAAGAAGAAAUUCAGCACAUUCUUGCUGAGACAAGGGAAACGAUUCUCCAGUGUAAAAGCAAAGUUGAAGAAGAACAGUUGCUGAGAAAACGUAUUCAGGCCCUUGAAAUUGCAGUAGAACAACACAAGAGACUAAAGGAAGAAGCCUUGGCAGAGUUAACAUUGUGCAAGAAGCAGGUGGAAGAGAGAGAGCUGAGAACAGAAGCGAAACAAGCACAGGUGGUCCUUUUGACAGACACAGUGCAUACUGAUGCAGACUUUGAAAACAAGCUCCUACGUUUAAGUCAGGAGUCUGGUGGACUGCUAAGUGAAUGUAAAGCAUCUAGGAGAGCAAAUUUAGAUAAAAAAGUAAUUUUAGAUGAAAAAUGCAGUAUGGAAGGACAAGGUCUAAUAAAUGAGAUGGAAAACCUGAAGAGUGAGAAACAGAGAGUAACUGAAGAAUACACUCAGAAAACAAGCAAACUGCAAGCCUCUUAUGAGAGAGAAAAAGAGGCUUUGAAAAAGGCUAUGCAGCAAUCUAUGACAGAAACAAAGAAGAAUUGUCAGCAAGGAGAAAUGGAGCAAAGGAAGAGCUCGGAGACUGAGAAAUGUUUUUUGCUGCAGCAGGUAAAGAAGCUGGAGGCAGACCUAGAGGAGAAAAGCCAGAAGAUAAAUGAGAGGAAGAAGCAUUCGCAGAAGCUGAAGGAGAGAAUACAGGAGCUCCAGACACAGCUAGAGGAAUUUAGAAGAAAAUCUGAGUGUGAACUAAAACAACUAGAGAAAGAGAAAGAAGUCCUAACUGGGAAACUUCAAAACUCUUCAUUUGAGGUGGCUCAGCUGAAGCAAAUAUUAGACCAACAAGCAAAUAAUUUCAAGGAGUCACUGAAGAAACAUAAUCUACAGUCCAACAAAGAAAAAGAGAAGCUUUUGCAGGAUCUUCAAAACAUCAUUAAAGAAAACCAGAAUGUUAAACUGCAGCUGGAGGCAUCACAUCAAAAAGUCUUAAAAACAUUGGAGAAAAGCAAAAAUCAGGAACUCAAGGAGGCAGAAGAACGUUUGAAAAAGGAAUUUAAUGAGACUUUCAAGAUCCAACAUCAGUCUCAUAGGCUGGAAAUACAAACCUUGGAAGAGAAAGCAAAGAAAGAAUUACAUGAUGAACUUGACCAGAUACAGAAGCAGCAAACCCUGUUGCUAGGAUCUCUAAGGAUGGAACUCUCUGAGCAACAGACAUUGUGCACUAAUCUCAAGAAACAAACAGAAGAACUCCAAAUGGAGCUGAGGAGUGUGAAGACACUGAAGAAGCAACAGGAAGGAAGUAGCCAGAGCCAGAUCAGAUCUCUUCAUGAUGAACUGGAAAAAUGUCAGAGUGAAAUUUCCGAACUCAAGAAAGAGAAUUUACUUUUGAAGGACACAAUGGAGCUACUCACUGCUGAGUUGGAAUCACAGAAGCAAGAAGCUACACAGCUUCAGGAUAGGGAGAAACAGCACAGAAGACUUGAAGAAUUAGAAGAAAAGUCAAGAAAGUGGGAGUCCAGAUCAGAAGAUACACACCUUAUAAGCUGUCUGCAAGACAAAUUAAGUGAGAGAGAAGACAUUAGCAAGCAGCUGACAGAAGGAAGAAAAUUUCAGCAUUCACUUUUAGCCAACACUGAAUCUCAUAGGAAUCGAUCAUUUUCUUUCAACCGUAAUACAGGAUGCUUGACUCUUUCCAUGAAGCAGCAGAAGAAAGCAGUUGAGGUGCCCAGUCGUGUUGUCAGUGUUCCGAAUUUAGCUUCCUACGCAAAGAGCUUUUUGAGCUGUGACUUGAGAUCAAAAAGAAGUGCUCCUCAAAUAACAAAAUCUACAAGCUUAGACCGGAGUCCUGGCUGCCUCAGGGUGGGCUCUCCAUCAGCACAGUCCUCAGACAGCAGUGCUGCCACAAGGACACAUGGCAAUGAACCACAACAAACCAAAGAUGACCAAAAACGAGACCCUCGGCAUCAAGAAUGGUUUACUAAGUAUUUUUCAUUUUAAAGAGAAGUAUUUCCAUUCUUCUCAGAAUUACUAGAAAAGCUGUUCCCAUUUUCUUUUAGGGAAUGACAAUCUAAUAUAUGAUUUAGGAAAAAAAAGGAUGUAAUUUCCAAGUAAAUAAUUAGGAACAAGUGUACUCUCUUACAUCUAAUUACUGUGGAGUUACAGGCAUGGAUUUCAGAAAAAUGCAUUUUUUUUUAACAACCGCUAUAAAAAAUGAAGAAAAAGCAAAAUUCUGUGUACUGUUACG